Messenger RNA from Trifolium pratense (red clover), 1969 nucleotides. Its product is annotated as probable F-box protein At1g44080. The record is from RefSeq and is a predicted model, not a curated record. The coding region runs from base 150 to 1337 and encodes 395 amino acids. The transcript has 2 exons. NCBI's taxonomy places the organism in Eukaryota, Viridiplantae, Streptophyta, Magnoliopsida, Fabales, Fabaceae.
AACCUUGUACUGUAUCACAUAGUGCUUUCCAUAUCUUUGGUUCACUGUCUCCAACAAGAUCCAUAGUUCUUCCCAUAUCACUGUAUCAAGCAAUUGAAGUUGAGAAUCUCUCAUCAUUAUUAUUUUUCAUUUAUUUUAAUUUCUUGUUAAUGGAGGUAGCAGUAGAUUGGGGAAACUUAGAAGCACUUCCUCUAAGUUUGAUUUUUGACAAGUUGGUAGAGCGCAUAGAUCACAUUUAUUUCAGCGUGGUAUGCAAGAAUUGGUAUUCAAUUGCAAAGUUUAAUUAUCAGAAUCGCCAAGUAAAAAACAAUGUAUUGCCCAUGCUUAUGAUUCCCAAAAGAAAGGCUAGAAAAACAAGAUGUUUAUAUGGGAUUUCAACCAACACAACUUACCGCUUUCAACUACCACUACCUCAUAACAAGAGGUUGUGUGGUUCGAGUCAUGGUUGGGUUGUAAAGAUGGAUGAUAUUAAGCAAGGUACAAUUUUAACCCUACUAAAUCCAUUCAAAAAUCUAGUUUCCAUCACUCUACCACCCCUCUACAUGCCGGAUGGAUAUAAACGAGUUAGAUAUUAUGAAUGUAAUGUUCAUAAGGUUUUUUUAUCAUCUAAUCCCACAACUAGGCCACAUGAUUAUGUUGUUGUAGCAAUUUAUGGUAUGCUUGAAUGUCUUGCUUUCAUAAAAGCAGGUCAAGAGUUUUGGACUUAUGUUAAUGUUGAUUAUAAUGGCUUCACCGAUAUUUCAUUUUAUAAAGGCCUAGUCUAUGCGGUGGGACGAUGGAAUAACAUUGUCUCUUUCGAUUUUUCUAACUCGAAAAAUUCUUUUGAUCAUGAGAAGGUCAUUCCCAAUGUUCUUCAAACCCGGGGGGAUAAUUAUUAUGCUCAUAGAGGAUAUCUCGUGGAAUCAUUGGAGGGAGACUUGUUGCUUGUAAGAAAAUGGAUAGGUUUUCCCGAUGAUGACAAUGAAGAUGAAGAAAGGAACCUACCUAGUAGUGGCACUAAAGGAUUUGAAGUGUAUAAGUUGGAAUUGGAUCUUCAAAGUGGUAAGCUUAUACAAAAGAUAAGACUUGAUAGUUUGGGAGACAAUGUUUUAUUUUUGGGUGAUAAUGAUUCUGUCUCUAUGUCGGCUUCCUAUUUUGCCAAUUAUCUACAAAAGGAUUCAAUUUAUUAUACCGAUGAUUUUUACGAAGAAGCUCCGGAUCCAUAUCCUAAAGGACCAUUUGAUAUGAAAAUCUUUAACGUAAAAGAUGAAAGUUUUAGUGAACAUUGCCCUUUCAAAUCUUGGUUCAAACGGAUGCCACCUUCAAUAUGGGUUAUUCCACCAUUUCAAUGGGAUUGAUAGCUUCAACUUGAAGUAUGCCACCUUUAGAAUUAACAUUUCAGUAUCUACAUUUCAUUAUUUAGCUUGCUUAAUUUCAUAAUUUAAGUCGGUUAUCGGAGUUGGUCUGUGACACUCUAAUUGAAGAAUUAUGGAGCAUAUUUUUCUUGAGGGAAGUGUGUUUCUUGGUAAUCAAGUUGCUGCGUUUGUCAAAGAAGUAUAAGGUUUCACAUAGCAGAGCUCAUCUUUGGAUUUAUUUAUUGCAGAAGACGAUUAUUUCGCUCAGACAUUAGGUAGAUUAUGGAGUUUACUUGUUCUUAGAUUUGUGUUUGAUUAUGGUGGAGGUGGUGUUGAAUUGUAAAUUUUGUGCUGAUGUGUGCCUAGUUGCAGAUCGUGGCAGUGGCGAGAACCUGUUGGGGGUGCUGAUGUAUCGUUGUUGCUUUUCGCAGGCAGAUUGCUUAUCUCAGAUUAUGUAUAGGUUGGGACGUUCUUUCAGCUUAAUUGUAGUUUGUUUGUUUAUUUAAGAUUUUGAUAGGCUGUCUUGAGUUGUAUCUUUUCCAUUUGGCUGCUAUCCUUAAUAUCAGAAUGUAAUAUUGUGAGUUCAUGUCUUAUGCCUGAUUUUUAAUAUAAUACUUUUUGCUUUUUCAAAACAA